This is a messenger RNA of Cutaneotrichosporon oleaginosum, 1350 nucleotides long. RefSeq lists its product as uncharacterized. Lineage: Eukaryota; Fungi; Basidiomycota; Tremellomycetes; Trichosporonales; Trichosporonaceae. Gene Ontology annotation, molecular function: transmembrane transporter activity. The record is from RefSeq and is a predicted model, not a curated record. Gene Ontology annotation, biological process: transmembrane transport.
AUGUACUCCGAGCCUGAAGCCGAGGUCAAGGCCCCCACCCCGCUGCCAUCAACUCAGCUCGCGAUCGUCCUCUUCCUCCGCGCCACCGAGCCCAUCUCGUACCUCGUCUGCUUCCCUUUCAUUAACCAGAUGCUCCUCGACAUUGGGGUGGUGGACGACCCGCGUCGCGCAGGCUUCUACGCCGGCAUCGUCGAGAGCGUGUUUGCGUUCACCGAGCUCCUCACUGUCUUCCACUGGGGAAGCUUGAGCGACCGGAUCGGGCGCAAGCCGGUUCUCCUCAUCGGUUGUGCAUUCAGCGCCGUCUCAGCUGCGACCUUCGGCCUGAGCAAGUCACUGACCAUGCUCGUGGCGACGCGGGCGAUCAACGGGCUUGCCAACGGCAACGUCGCCGUCCUCAAGAGCGUCAUCGGCGAGAUCACGGACGAGAGCAACCAGGCGCGCGCCUUCAGCCUCUUCCCGCUCUCGCUGGCAAUCGGCACCAUCCUCGCCUCCAUGGUCGGCGGCUAUCUUUCCAACAUCACCGUGACAUUCCCGGUACUAGGGGACACGCUUCCGUUCCUCGCGACGUACCCAUACUUCCUGCCCUCGUUCGUCGCGGGCCUCUUCCCGGCGCUCGCGGGCAUCGUGGCCCUUCUGUGGAUGGAGGAGACUCUGCCCGACUGCGCCCAAACCGCAGGAGAGAUGGAAGAGGUUCACGAGCGCAGUCUCUCGGCUCGCGAGCUCCUUCGGGACCCGGCGAUCUGGCCGCUCAUGUACAGCUUCGCGCUCAUGUCACUCGAAGCGAUCGCGUACCAAGCCCUCCUCCCGCUGUUCUUCUUCACGCCCGCCAAGCUUGGCGGCCUGGGCUUCAGCGAGGCGCAGAUCGGGAGUGCCCUCAGCCUCCGCGGCAUAGCCACCGUCGGCGUGCAGCUCUUUGUGUUCCCCAGACUCGUAGCCCACGUCGGCGCAACCCGCCUCUUCCGCAUCCUCAUCGCCCUCUACAUCCCCACCUUUGUUCUUCUGCCCCUCCUCAACGUCCUCGCGCGCACGCACGCGGCGCUCGAGUGGGCGGGCGUCGCCGCCGUCCUCCUCCUGGGCGCGGUCAGCAACAUGGCCUUCGCGUGCAACCUCAUCAUGACCAACGACGCCGCGCCCAACCGCCGCAGUCUCGGCGCCUUGAAUGGCCUCGCGGCAUUCUUCUCCGCCUGCACACGCGUUAUUGGACCCGGCGCGGCCAACGCCCUCUUUGCGCUCAGCGUCGAUAGGCACGUCCUCGGGGGUAAUCUCAUUUGGGCCGUUAUGGUUGGUGUAGCCCUGCUCGGCUGGCAUUCCAGCCUGUUCCUCAAGAGGGAGUACCGCAAGCGUGCGUAG